Messenger RNA from Pseudozyma hubeiensis SY62, 2241 nucleotides. RefSeq lists its product as hypothetical. Bases 1 to 2241 code for a protein of 746 amino acids. Gene Ontology annotation, molecular function: protein binding. The record is from RefSeq and is a predicted model, not a curated record. NCBI's taxonomy places the organism in Eukaryota, Fungi, Basidiomycota, Ustilaginomycetes, Ustilaginales, Ustilaginaceae. The transcript has a single exon.
AUGUUGCGGAAGAAUGGUGGACGAAGCGUUGCUCGUCUAGUGACUUUGGUCCAGUCCGUCUAUCCCCAACGCGUCCAAGAUGCUUCUCGGCACGGGCUGACUCGAUGUCACCACUCCCCCUGCAUCGUUACAAGAUACCUGGCAACAGGAGUUGCCCCUUCAACCGCUCAGCGAAGGUCAUCCGAAGGCGUUCGAGUGGAGCACAAUCGACCUCAACGCGCAUCGAGCUCAAUCUAUCCCGACUCAAAGGCGGCUGAUCGCCGACACCCUCACGCUCCCCAGCUGUUUCAGCACUUCAAGAGGCGAGCCCCUGAGAGAGAUAACUCGUCUCCGAUUUCGUCCAAGCAGCGCAGCUCCAGCGAUUCGUACAUCCUUCGCAACGUCUCAACAGAUCCGGAGCUGAGACAACUCUACACCUCGCUAGGUGUGGCCGCAGACGCCCACGAUGCCGUGCAGGCUACCAAGCUGUGCCAGCUGAUCAAGGAAAGGAAAGAGCACAUAAGUGGUUCCUCAGGUAGCAUCCCCUUCGCACCAGAGGAGAGGGUCGUCUUUCUGGCAGUGAUGCGUGCAUUAGCACAUCACGGCCUUCUCGACGAAGUCCAAGCCGUCCAUGCCGACAUGCUUGCCUCUGGUUUCGAAGAAUCCAUCGACUCGCUCAACAAUCUUUUACAGGCGGCCAUCGUCUGCGGCGACGAAAAAGCCAUCUCCGCGACCCUAGAAACCAUUUUCGCCUCGCAACCUUCCUCUUCCUCAGCAUCAGAGCGCUCUGAAGAACUAGCAAAGAUUCUGCUCAGCGAGUCCACCGACUCGAGAGCUCCCAAAUCUGCACGCGGCGCCGGCUUGACUCUGCCCACCGAAAUGACGCGCAACUGGAACGCAGCAACUUUUGCGCAUAUGAUCGACAGUGCCUGCCAAGACCAUAACCUCGAGUACGCCCUCUUGCUCCUUUCAACGUGCUAUCGCAUGGGUCUGAUCUUGCCGCAUCAGAGCCUUUCGCGCCUCAUCACGCUAUGCAUCCACUGCGAAGAGUUCAGAAGCGCUGUCGAGCUGGCUGAUCUCAUGGAGCAGGGCGGUUUGAUCUACGCAGACGCCGAUUCAACAAGUUCGGCCAACAAUCCAUCAGUCACCCUGGAUGCACUUCGAUCCGAUGCGCGAAGCGGUCAGGUAGCUCGUCGUCUGCCCCCGAGCGUAUGGAUGUCGAUGCUUCGUUCCUGCGCUGAAGGCGGAUACCUGCCCGGCGUCGAGCUUGCCUGGUCCAAGGCAGUGACACGAGGCCUUCUCUCGCCCGACGACGGCCUACUCCAGCUUAUCCUCGCCCUCGCUGCCAAGGAAGGGAGUGUGCACAUGGCACACACGUGCGUCCGGCACAUCGACCCUGCGUUUGAUCUGACAGCGUGUGCGUCAGCCUCGACGACAUCGCGUUCCGAACAAAGCUCCGGAUCCACUCGCAGGAUGUCGACACCUUCCAGACGCAUGCAGUUGCAGGAAUGGCAUCUGGCGCCUCUCUUCGAAGCGCAUUGUAGCGCUCACGACUAUGUCGGGGCGAUGCGCGCCUUACAUGCGCUCCACUGUCGCGGCAUCCAGAUCACAGAUCGCACGACUUCCAGAAUCAGCACCUCGAUCUAUCCCAGUAAGGAUUCGCUCCAGCUGGCCAGAGAAGCUCUCGCCCUGUGUGCGACUGAUGCUGCUAUUGGGACCCAUAAGGCCAUCGUCAAUGCUGUCCUCAGCGCAGCCGUCUGGCUUGGCGAUCUGGCUCAAGCGCUCGACAUCUAUCACUCGAUGCGCACUUUCCAUCCCUUCGCCAGUCCUCCAGGCCUCACGACUUCUGGCGAUCGUCGAGAGUUGGUCCGACCCAACCUCGACACCUUCAACUCGCUUCUAAGCGGAUGCAUCGAUGCCGCCGACUACGACACCGGAGUCGAGUUGCUCAAGGAUCUGAACCACCUCAAGUUGCGGCCCAACGCGGUGACGUUCGAGCGUAUGAUCGUGCUGUGCUUGACGCAGUCCAACUACGACGAUGCAUUUGGUUUCAUUGAAGAGGCUAAGGACAAGGGAAUUCCUCCGAGCCGCAAGAGCUACGAGGCAGUGGUGCGUAAGUGCUUCCGAGAGAAGGACCAUCGCUGGGAAAGCGUCCUGGCAGACAUGAAGGAUCAAGGCUACCGUCCAAACCCGAGACUGCUGCGCGAGAUCGAGUUCGAUGCAGACGCUCCUGACAUCGGCACGUCAAGCCCACGAUUUUAG